This is a messenger RNA of Strongylocentrotus purpuratus (purple sea urchin), 1274 nucleotides long. RefSeq lists its product as uncharacterized. Lineage: Eukaryota; Metazoa; Echinodermata; Echinoidea; Camarodonta; Strongylocentrotidae. The transcript has 3 exons. The coding region runs from base 133 to 699 and encodes 188 amino acids. The record is from RefSeq and is a predicted model, not a curated record.
GGAAGCGUUAUCAGCACAUGACAGAUGUCAACAUAUGCUGACCGUAAAGUCAUAAGCAAAGCUGUAUUGCUCUGAAAUCAGCUCUUUGCCGGUUUUACAAGAACAAGAACAAGAGAUAUACAUUUCUUGAUCAUGGGCGGUGGAUCUUCUUCCCCUCGUAUUCACAACGCCACUGAUGAAAUACUGAAGAUUGUUUGUACGGACUGUUACGGCAGAGAAACGAGUCAGAUUGUGAGGAAACUGGAUUCGUGGCAGCCGACGAUCCCAUACGGCAAGAUGACCAUCUCGGUGUUCAUCCUCGCCGACGGUGUCCCGGUGGCUGAGAAGGCAGAUGCCGUCCUGAGUGCGACAAAGUCCUGCUAUGAUUUCACUGUUCAACUUGUGAAAGGAAUGGUCAAUAUCACACAGGAUUACAGCAAGCAGUCUAGGACAUGCGGGGAUGUUUCUCGCAUCACAAACGCGACAGACGACACACUGAGGAUUCUCUGUACUGAUAAAGAUGGCAGAAAGACGAGUCAGAUCGUGACGUCACAGAACACGUGGCAGCCGUCCAUCCAACCAGGUACUCUCACAGUGUCUGCGUCACAUCUUCAAAGUGGCUUUGACGAGGACGGAGAGGGAGCAGUCUACACAGCGACAUCUGUGGAUAACUUUACCGUAAGACUUGUCGAAGGAAGACUCAAUAUUAGUCUUCAGUAAAGCAAGAUAACUUUGCUUAGAAAACUGUUUUUCAUCGAUGUUCAAACUGGGGUAUAUAGAGGGCAGCACACGGGCGUGCGAUACCUAUUGCGAACUUUUUACGGACGGGAGCGUAAUACCCGUUGGCUCAGUGUUAUGACAGUAGUGAUCGCCAACUUGCCUACUUCACAAACGACCGAAACCAUGUAGUCGUGCGGGCCCGAUUUAUACCAAAUUUCGAUUGUCAUUUAAAAAUGAACAUUAUUAUAGUUCUGUAAAAUAUAUGUAUUUACAAUGUUAUGUUGCAAGGUAUAUUUGAUAUUUGAUGGGAAUUCGAAGAUUAUAUUAUGCGUUGGUUAGAUCACGUUUAGCGAGCACACAACGUACGCGUACAUGAUAUUUCACCUUGUAUGCACUGUACGUACACUGCAAAUUUUCAUGCAGGCAGACAUCCUAUGACUGUAUUAUGCACGGUUAUUAUGGUAUUACGCGCAGUACUCCGAAACCGCUCCGAUGUACACUUCGGGAUAUUAGGGACUUUUAGAUUUGCACGUCAACAGCUUUGACUGCAACGUGUGACGUCAUUUUAAGGCACU